Messenger RNA from Schistosoma bovis, 680 nucleotides. The record is from the annotation of a GenBank genome assembly. NCBI's taxonomy places the organism in Eukaryota, Metazoa, Platyhelminthes, Trematoda, Strigeidida, Schistosomatidae.
CCCCUACUGACUUGAGACAAACGCUGCAAGAUAUACAAACCUGCGAAUCACUAGAAAACUGACUAGUAUAUGUGUAGUCGAGUGCCUAGACUACUACCAGUUGAACAUAACUGAAUAUCUGAAAUUGUAUCGAAAUAAAAAGAAGCGAGCGCAAAGAAAUCAAUUGGAUAUUGCAUAUCCGCGAACAAUGAAACAAGGUCAGACCAAAGAGAAGCGGGGUACUAUUCAUAAAAGUUCACAGCAUAAUAGUAAAAAAGAAAAGGGACAAAAUACUAAAAAAGCCAAGUUUCAUGAGCUUAUAGCUCGACAAAAGCAAAUAAAAGACAAAAAGGCGAUAGAGAAAAAACGAGAAGAGCGUCUUCACAAACGGAAAGAACGUAACAUCUCAAUGCAGAAGUUGACAAGAAAAGGACAGCCUGUCAUGAAACACCGCAUUAAGCUACUCCUUAAACAGUUGUGUCCUGGAGAUGCAUAAAUAAAUUUUGUUGAUACCAUUUAGUCUCUUUUAUCCGUGAUGCUUAAUUUUUGGUUGCUGAUAAGUUAGUGAAAUGGCCAAGUGUCUUACUUGGUAAGGAUUGAUUCUUCACAAGCAUACUGAAAUGCAACGAAAUUUGCUUUGCGAUACGUUAAAAGUAAUUAUGUUUGCUGACAGAUGAGAAUAACUAAAUCAUCUUCAAGCC